This is a messenger RNA of Pygocentrus nattereri (red-bellied piranha), 2718 nucleotides long. It is a transcript of the gene b3galt2, whose product is annotated as UDP-Gal:betaGlcNAc beta 1,3-galactosyltransferase, polypeptide 2. Lineage: Eukaryota; Metazoa; Chordata; Actinopteri; Characiformes; Serrasalmidae. The transcript is spliced from 4 exons. Gene Ontology annotation, cellular component: membrane. Gene Ontology annotation, molecular function: N-acetyl-beta-D-glucosaminide beta-(1,3)-galactosyltransferase activity. The record is from RefSeq and is a predicted model, not a curated record. Bases 1272 to 2576 code for a protein of 434 amino acids.
GGCUCAGAGCAGGAAAAUCUCCAAACUAUGCUAGACUCUGGCCCUCCAGCACAGGCGUAGGCUGUAGCUGCUGCUGUCCAUGCCGAGGCCAUGAGCCACAGCAGAGCUGGUUCCUGUGCUUGUGUCAAAAAGACUCACUCUUUUUCUCCAUUCACUGCGCACAGGGUGGUGACGUCGGAGGGGCUCAGUCAGUGAAUCCACGGCAGACUGGAGCACAUUUAAGCAGCUGCUGACCCCCCCCCCCCCCAACCCCCUCUCCCGAACACAAACCCUCCCCACCAAACCCAACCCUGCCCAGUCCAGCCUCUUCCACACACGCGUCCACCACCACAUCACGCCGAAGAAGAGGGAGGAGAGGAGCAGAAGCCUUUCCCCUCCUUUUUUACCCCCCUCCAGCGUGCUUGUGGAUCAUGUUUCGCUGCGGAGGGCUUCAGAGGUACCAUGAGGGGGGGUUUUAGAUGCUGUUUUUUUUGCCUGGCGUUGUAGCGUGAGGGACCAGCUAUAGCCACCCCUUCCUCUUCAGCGCCGCUGUUAAUGCCGCUUCGCCUCAGCUGGCUUUCGCCUCCAAUCGAUUUUUCAGACGCCGGCCCUCGUACGAAAUAGGACAUUGAAGUUUUAGCCGCCGCCGUUGUUGUUGUUUCUUCAGCCCCCUCUCAAAGCCCCGCUCUCCGGCAUGGGAAUACAGUGCUGAGGCUAAACAACAAAGUGAAGUGGAGGCAGAGUAGUAGCACUAGCGGCGCCAGCGACAAUACAAGACCCCGAAAUGAAGAAACCUCAGCAGCGGAUGGAUGGAAACAGCGGGCGGAGUGUAGCGAGUGUGAGGAAGGCUUCGUGCCAGGAAUGGAACAUGGAAAACAAAGAAAUGAGCGUGAGUGAUCGGGAGCAGUGAAGGGGGAGAAGAGGAGGAGGUAUUUACUUGAUUUUGGAGCUUCUAGACGGAGUGAUGGCGUGUAAAGGAGACCCACAGACGGCACCUACAGCUAUUCUCUCGGUCUGCCUGCCACAGACAGCGAUAACAGAGUCUCUGGUCUGAGGAAGUAGCUGUCCUUCAGAAGGAAACUGCCCUGAAGCAUGACCGCCUGUCACUGGAGAGAGUCAGAGCAGCGUGUCCUAGCAGUCCUCAUGGGCAGUAUGUCAUCCCCCUUCUAGCUCCACUAGGGGCCUGAACACACCCAUCUGCCAGCUCAGAUAACCCUCGGGCUGCUCACAACACAUGUUUGACUUGAUUAGAUGUGACCGCCGCGCUUUCCCGAGCAGCCUCUAUCUGCAUCAUGCAGUGGCGACGGCGACACUGCUGCCCCAUCAAGAUGACCUGGAAUGUCAAGCGGUCACUCUUCCGCACGCAUGUCGUGGGCCUACUGUCACUGGCCCUGCUCUUCACCAUCUUCCUCUUCUUCAGCCACCAAGACUGGCUGUCCAGCCGGCCUGGAUUCCGAGAGAACCCAGUGGCCUACACAAUGCGGGGCUUGCGCCCCCUCAAGGAACGUGCGGAGGGAAACCAAAGCUCUCUGAGAAGCCUCUUGAGGGAGCCCAUUUAUUUCCCCCCCAAACCACCUGUAAACUUCAGCUCACACCAAGCUGAGGCUGCUGCUGCCCAAGGGAUGGUAGGACUGGAGAUCUCUCUGAGCGCCAACAACACAAACACCAACAGCUUGCACCGAGAAAUGGGUGUGGGAGGGCAGCUGGCAGCUCAGCCGUACCGCUAUGUGCUCAAUGAGCCCUAUAAAUGUAGAGACAGCAGCCCCUUUCUAAUUCUGCUUAUUGCAGCAGAGCCAAGGCAGGUGGAGGCCAGGAAUGCCAUCAGGCAGACGUGGGGGAACGAGAGCGUAGCCAUGGGCCUGGGCUUUGUGCGAAUUUUUCUGCUGGGCAUGGGGAGUAGCUCUGAUGGCUACCCUCAAGCUGCCAUUGAGGAAGAAAGCUUUCAGCACCAUGACAUAAUACAGCAGGCGUACAUGGACACCUACUACAACCUUACCAUCAAGACCUUGAUGGGCAUGAACUGGGUCGCAGAGUACUGCCCACAUGCCUGGUACGUCAUGAAGACAGAUAGCGACAUGUUUGUCAACACAGAGUAUUUAAUCCAAAAGCUGCUGAAGCCGGAUUUGCCACCACGACACAAUUAUUUCACAGGCUACCUAAUGCGAGGCUACGCACCCAAUCGCAACAAAGACAGCAAGUGGUACAUGCCUCCUGAACUCUAUUCAAGCGAAAGGUACCCAAUCUUCUGCUCGGGUACGGGCUACGUGUUCUCGGGAGACAUGGCAGCAAAAAUCUACCAGGCUUCGUUGAGUAUACGCCGUUUACACCUCGAGGACGUCUAUGUCGGGAUCUGCUUGGCCAAACUGCGUGUUGACCCAGUGCCACCACCAAACGAGUUUCUCUUCAACCACUGGAGAGUGUCCUACUCCAGCUGCAAAUACAGUCACCUAAUCACUUCACACCAGUUCCAGCCCAGUGAACUCAUCAAGUACUGGAACCACUUGCAGAGCAACAAGCACAAUGCUUGCAUUAACAUGACUAAGGAGAAGAGCAGCAGGUUACGUCAUAGGAAGUUGCACUGGGAGAGGAUUCGGUGAUGACCACGAAGCCAGGGCUCAGGGUGCAGAAGUAUCUUAGAAGCAUGUGUGAAAUUCAGCACUAUACUGAUUAUAGAGAACAGCACAGUGUUUUUCUGGUAUCGUGUACAGUCAAUUAAAACUAUUUUUUUAAUUUGAGAAA